Dibothriocephalus latus is the source of this 486-nucleotide messenger RNA. Lineage: Eukaryota; Metazoa; Platyhelminthes; Cestoda; Diphyllobothriidea; Diphyllobothriidae. The record is from the annotation of a GenBank genome assembly.
GUCAUUCGUGAGCGCCUGCAGAUCCUGCAGUCAAACGUUCUUGACCUCACUAAUGCAUGUUUAACUUGGGUCGCUGAUGAGGUUGAAAAGGCUCUUCCCUACUUGACAAGCGUGAACGAUGACCUGCUGCGUUGUAUCGAAAGCUUUCUGCAAAGAGUUCGGAGAAAUGAGCAAGCUGCUGACUUUGUGUUUGUGGAGAAAGCAAUCGUAGCCUCACCUGAAUCUGUGCGCAAUAAACAGAUUCGGUCUAUGUUGCAGAGAACAGUUCUCAACUACAUUGAGGGUACCGGUGAGGCUGGUAUUAAUCUCGCUUACUUGACAAGCGUGAACGGUGACCAGCUGCGUUGUAUCGAAAACUGUCUGCAGACAGUUCGACAAAAUAAGGUUCUUGUGGCCUAUCUGCAUUCAGAAAGAAUGAACAGGUUCGGCCCCAAGCCGCACUUUGCUGUCGGCAGCGCAUGCGGCUGGACCCUCAUUGGUGUUUGA